GAUUGAUAGAAAAUGGUCAGCUGGAAGUGGUCAGUGGUGGAUGGGUGAUGUCGGACGAGGCUGUUAGUCAUUACACAUCAAUGCUUGACCAGAUGAUUGAAGGACAUUUAUGGCUUCAUUCAAAUUUAGGUCAGCUAAGAAACUUAAUUCUGGCAUCUUUUUUUUCUUUUAUUUAAGAAUUUUAAUGUUGAUCAUUAUUAUGUUCCACAACAUCAAUGAUGUACCCUAGUUGCAUUCAAAUCAAAUGAUGUGUAUAACAAUAAUAUUAUGUUCCAUGUCAUCUAUGAUGUACCCUAGUUGCAUUCAAAUCAAAUGAUGUGUAUAACAAUAAUAUUAUGUUCCAAUUCAUCUAUGACGUACCCUAGUUGCACUCAAAUCAAAUGAUGUGUAUAACAAUAAUAUUAUGUUCCAUGUCAUCUAUGAUGUACCCUAGUUGCACUCAAAUCAAAUGAUGUGUAUAACAAUAAUAUUAUGUAUCAAUUCAUCUAUGACGCACCCUAGUUGCACCCAAAUCAAAUAAUGUGUAUAACAAUAAUAUUAUGUUCCAUGUCAUCUAUGAUGUACCCUAGUUGCACUCAAAUCAAAUGAUGUGUAUAACAAUAAUAUUAUGUAUCAAUUCAUCUAUGACGCACCCUAGUUGCACCCAAAUCAAAUAAUGUGUAUAACAAUAAUAUUAUGUUCCACAUCAUCUAUGAUGUACCCUAGUUGCACCCAAAUCAAAUGAUGUGUAUAACAAUAAUAUUAUGUUCCACAUCAUCUAUGAUGAACCCUAGUUGCAGCCAAAUCAUAUGAUGUGUAUAACAAUAAUAUUAUGUUCCAUAUCAUCUAUGAUGUACCCUAGUUGCACUCAAAUCAAAUGAUGUGUAUAACAAUAAUAUUAUGUUCCAACACAUCUAUGAAUUACCCUAGUUGCAUUCAAAUCAAAUGAUGUGGAUAAGUAUAACAAUAAUAUUAUGUUCCAAGUCAAAUAUGAUGUACCCUAGUUGCAUUCAAAUCAAAUAAUCUGUAUCACAAUAGUAUAAAUAAGAUAAUUCAAAUAAGAUUCAUUUCUUGGAUGUUUAUUCUCAGGUAUCACACCCAACGUGUCUUGGUCCGUUGACCCCUUCGGCCACUCCCCUACAAUGACCUACAUGUUGAAUGGAGCACAGAUCCAUCAUAUGGUCAUCCAGAGAACCCAUUUCGCAAUCAAGCGACACUUUGCUAAAUUGAAAAAUCUUGAAUUUUUUUGGAGGCAAGCCUGGGGUAUGCAAUAG
Messenger RNA from Lymnaea stagnalis (great pond snail), 1253 nucleotides. The record is from the annotation of a GenBank genome assembly. NCBI's taxonomy places the organism in Eukaryota, Metazoa, Mollusca, Gastropoda, Lymnaeidae.